UAUUUUCAAGAAAUAUUUCAUAAUUGUGGACGAAGUAGGCCAAAACUAAAUAAAAAAGCCAAUAAAAAGAAACCUUCAGAAAUUUAUCAGCUUGUGACCCUAGGAAAAGUUGUAGACUUAUGGUGUUUACUAACAGGAUAUAGCACAUCGUAUCCACCACAACCUGGAUUAUAUGAUCAAUGUAAACUUCCAUUUAUUAAUGACAAUGGUACAGUGUUUAUCUGUAGUCAUACCUACCAUUCAACUUGUUAUCACAGAAGAUGUAUCUAUUGUAAGAAGUUCUAUAAAAAAGGAGUGGUUAAAAAUAUUGAAUUAUUCUUAAAACGAAUCGAAAAAUCAAUAAAUACAUUUACCUUAGAGGAUCUUGUUGAUGAUGAUAAUACGAAGAUGGAGAUAAAAGAGAGAGAUGAUGAAAAUUCCAGGGAAAUAGAUAAAACACUAGAUAUUUUAUCUAAACUUAUAAUAGAAAUUAAUCAAAUAGAAAAUUGGUAA
Molecule: messenger RNA, 492 nt
Organism: Funneliformis geosporum
Lineage: Eukaryota; Fungi; Glomeromycota; Glomeromycetes; Glomerales; Glomeraceae
Source: the annotation of a GenBank genome assembly